Messenger RNA from Phycomyces blakesleeanus NRRL 1555(-), 735 nucleotides. RefSeq lists its product as hypothetical. The transcript has a single exon. Bases 460 to 696 code for a protein of 78 amino acids. The record is from RefSeq and is a predicted model, not a curated record. Lineage: Eukaryota; Fungi; Mucoromycota; Mucoromycetes; Mucorales; Phycomycetaceae.
GAGAAAUAUUCAAAACCCCAUUGCGAUAUCUUUUCUCAGUCAAAUCCAAUUGAUCAUAACAACAAAGAUCCUAACAGUAGUAGUAGUAGUAGUAGUAGUAGUAGUAGUAGUCUCCUGGUCGCCCAUCAGAACACAUUUGCAGUGCAUUACUUUGGAAGCCAGGUGAUAUUGCUUGGACAUCAUACACCUGGUCUUCCUCUCUCAUCACCCACACAAAUUUCCUUGAGCCAACCGAUAUGCAAGCUCUCUCUGGGCAAGUAAGUGGAUAAAAAAUAAAUAAAUAAAUAAAGCAAGAGUUGCAAAGCACAAGUUAAAUAAUACAUGUACUUUCUCCUCCUUUCGGCACCUUAUAAUUUAUCUUAUUAUCAUUAUUCUUAUUUUACACACAUACACACAUUUAUGUACUUGUGUAUAUAUGUACGUAUGUAUGCAUGCAUAUAUGGAUAUAUGUAUGUAUGUAUGUAUGUAUAUCUUGCUUCUUCAAGUCGCCACUGUGGUGCAUUGACGCAUGAAGGCGUUUUGUUGACGUGUGGAUCUUACAGUCAAGGUGCAUUGGGGCAUGGGUACGACGAUGAUCUAAAAGAUCAGCUUGUUCUCAGACCAGUCAAGGAACUUGAGAAUAUGUUUGUAUUGGAUAUUGGGUUUGGUGGGAUGCAGUCAAGUUGUGUUGCUGUACCUCUCCAUCAAAAAUCAUAAUAAAAUUCUCUCUCUUUAUAUAUAAGUGUAUAUAAGUGU